This is a messenger RNA of Nasonia vitripennis (jewel wasp), 5195 nucleotides long. RefSeq names its product aminopeptidase N. The transcript is spliced from 16 exons. The coding region runs from base 196 to 3291 and encodes 1031 amino acids. Gene Ontology annotation, molecular function: metalloaminopeptidase activity; zinc ion binding; peptide binding. Lineage: Eukaryota; Metazoa; Arthropoda; Insecta; Hymenoptera; Pteromalidae. Gene Ontology annotation, biological process: peptide catabolic process; proteolysis. The record is from RefSeq and is a predicted model, not a curated record. Gene Ontology annotation, cellular component: cytoplasm.
CUCGCUAUACCGGCCAGGUGGAAGUACUAAUUGCGCUUUACCUGUCGCGCCGCAGUAGCGCUCUUUGCUCUCAGUAGCGCUGUGUUGUUGUUGUUGCGCGCGUCGUAUGCGUAUGUGUCCGCAGUGCGCUCUCGGAACAGCCCGAGGAUAUUUGCCCGCAUUUAUACAUCGCUGUGAUUUUUGGCUGCCACCAGCAUGAGGCGGGGCAGUGUAGUUACCUACGCUGACGACGGCCGACGACACUCUGCGGGAAUGGUGACGCCGGAGUCGUACCGCAGCAACAAUAGGCAAGAGUUCACCGUGAACGACAUAGGUUACGAAAGAACGGGCGGCUGCUUCGUCUCCUACAGAAAGAUCGCCUUUGCCUUCGUUUUCCUCCUGGCGGUCGCUAUUGCCGCCGCGUUCAUUGUCAACUACCUCGGAUCGCAGUCGGAUAAGGAUACACCCGACGCGCUAACGAUUCUCUCGAAAGAGGAAGAGACUCCGGAGAAGUACGUGCUGGCGCCGAGCAUAAAACCCCAGCGCUACCGAAUCGAGCUGAUACCGAUUCCGGACUUGGACAGGGAUCGAGUCAAGCUCAAGGGACGAGUCGUCAUUGAGUUCACGCACAUCGGCAGCGGCGAGCCCACCAGUCAGCUGGUGCUCAACUCGAGGCACCUGACGAUCGAGAGCCACCGGGUCGUCGUUCUCGGCGAGAACAAUUCCACGAAGAAGGACGACGAGGAUGGCGACCUGCGCAUACGAAGCAAACGCGAUGCUAACGAGACGCGACUGGAGCAGCUGCGUCUGGCGGAAGAGCCGAGUUUCGUAACGGAGCUCAAGAUCGCCGGCAACAAAAGCGACGAGCUCGGCGGCCUUUACGUGAUUUUCCUCGAGAAGGCUCUGGCCGACGGGAACUACUCGCUCGAGAUCGAGUACGAGGCGAGCCUCGACGGCAGGGUCAUCUUCGUGGAGAAUUUCAGGAAGAACGACGAGGAGAGGCUGCUCUUAGUGUCGAGGCUGAAGCCCGUCAACGCGCCUCGACUCUUCCCGACGCUCGACGAGGCGAAAUUGAAGGCGAACUUUGUCUUGACGCUCGAGCAUCCGCGCGACAGCCGAGUCUUCUCCAACACGGCCCUGAUGAAUUCCAGCGACUCCGGCACGGAGAACCAGACGUCCGCGGCCUUCGGGGAGACUCGUCGGAUAUCGGCGCACAAUCUGGCCUUCGUGAUCGGCGCCGAAAUCGAGUCCCUCGGCCAGGUGCCGAUCACCGAGCAGCAAUCCCUGACCUACUGGGCUGACCCCGGGCGCAAGUCCCAGGAGUACUACCUCCGCGACAAGCUCGACCGGGUGCUCUCGGCCUUCGCCGAGCUCUUCCAAGGAGUCUCGUUGCCCAGCGACAAGCUUGACCUACUGGCGCUACCGAUCGAUUUCGAGGGCAUCUCGGCGCCCGGUUUGAUCGUCGUCAGGGACUCGCUGUUCCACGUCGCGGCCAACAGUCCCGCGCAGAGUCGAGCCGAGGCUCUGCUGAAUCUCAUCGGACUCGUGGGACAGCAGUGGCUGGGGGGCCUGGUCGACGCGAAGAACUGGACCGACGCCUGGUUCGCCGAGGGAUCCACCCGCUACCUCCAGCAGGUCCUGCUCGACAAGAUCGACCAGAGCCUCGGGGCGUCCGACGACUUCCUCAUAGACGUGCAGAUGGAGGCGAUGGAGAACGACGGCUACAAGGUCUCCAAGGCUCUCGAGGCCAAGGUCAAUCGCACCCGCGUCGAGGCCUUCGACUUGGAGGACAAUUACAGCAAGGGUGCAUGCCUAAUAAGAAUGUUGCAUGGCAUCUUGAGCGAGCAGGUCUUCAGGACUGGCUACGUCGACUUCCUCCGCCGGUGGAGCUACGAGAGCACAGACUCCGCGGAGUUUCUGCGCUCGCUCGCGGGCAACACGACGAUCGAGCUCGACUCCAAGACGAUCAAGCUGAACGAGGCGUUCGCCGACUGGACGAGGAAGCCCGGCUACCCUCUCGUCAACGUCACGUGGCUCCGCGACAACGGCACUGUCGCCGUCCGUCAGACCAAGUUCAAUUUCGACGACGUGCCCCGAGACGAGGACGAGGAGGAGGAGGAGGAGGGGGCGAAGAUCGACGAGGACACGGCUCUGUGGUGGGUGCCGCUGACGUACGUGACCGUCGCCGAUGGCAACUGGACCGAGCCGUCGGUCGCCUGGCUCAAGGGCAAUGAGGAGAUGACUCUCGCCAACGUCGACUCGAGCGGCAACGCGUCCUGGAUCGUCGUCAACGUCAAUAGAACCGGUUACUACCGCGUCAAUUACGACGAGACGACCUGGCGAGCGCUGACCUCGGCGCUGAGAGACAAGCACGAGGACUUCCCGGUGGCGACGAGAGCCUCGCUCAUCGACGACGCGCUCAGCAUCGCCCGACAGGGCAGCCUCUCCUACGACACGGCACUCGAGCUUCUCGACUAUCUUGGGCCCAGCGAGCGAAGCUACGCGCCCUGGGCUGCUCUUGCCAGACACGCCAUGGAACUCGAUUUUGCCCUGUACGAGACGCCGGCCUACCCCAACUUUCAGGACUUUAUGAGGAGGCUCGUUGCGAAGCUCUUCGACGAGAUGGAGCCGAAGAUCGAGGAAGGAUCGCAGCUGGCGAUGCUGGCCAUGCGCUUGGCCUGUAUGUUCGAGCACCAAAAGUGCACGAGCUGGGCCAAGACCAAGUGGGAGGACGUAUUCAAGAACAACAAGGAGAACACACUGGCGAGCCACGUCCGCGAGACGGUCUACUGCGUCGGCGGAGCUCAACACGGUGGCAAGGAAGAGUUGUCCUACCUGAUGAAGAAAUUCGAGGAGUCCAAGGACAGAGAGGAGAAGGAUCGAUUGCUCUCGGCUCUCGGCUGCUUCCAAACGCCCUGGAUUUUGCAAAAGAUCCUCAACGAAAUCCUCGAGAGCGACAAGUACGAGGACAACGACAUCAAGGUGAUACUCCAAUCCUACACGCAGAAUCCAGCCGCCGCCCAAGCCGCUCGUAGAUUCGUUCAAGAAAACUGGAAGGAGAUUGUGAAGAGAUUCUCCAACUCGUACUGGACGAUGAAAGCCUUCGUCGAGGCCUCGACGAGUUUGCUCUUCACCGAGCGCGACUUGAACGAGUUCAACACCUUCCGGGACGUGAACAUCGAGAGCCUGAAGCUGAUGGGCCACUGGGUGGCUCUGAACGAGAUGAAGGCUUCCUCUUGGAUCUUCAGACUGAAAGAGUCGUCCGGCAGCAUCCAGAGAUGGCUCAAGAAUCACGCCAACUCGACCGUGUAGUCGUGUUUCUUUCGCUGAUGCUCUGGUAUACACGGAUGAACAAUGGUAUAUACAAGGAGAGAGCUGCGGAUACAAUAAAAGUUGCAAGAGACAAUAUGUUCUACCACAACAAUUUUUAUUUCUUCGAAUGCUUUUUUCAAGCAUAAUUAUAAAACCAAGCAACAAGUUCUCGUUUCGCUUAUUUCCUAGAACGACGCCCGUCAUAUGAUAAUAGUACAUAUUUAACAAACCUUUAUACGAUUACACAUAAGAACCGUAUCUAUAACGAUCACAUAAUUAUUCAUUGCUUACCUUAAUCGACUAUCGUUUAAUCUCCACCCUUAUUUCUCUGCUCUUAUUUUCUUUUGUUAAUUAAUAUCGUUAUUGUUAUUUUAUUAUGUUAUUAAUAUCAUUGUUAUUUUUAGUAUUGUUAUUAUUUUAUGCGCUACAAUGACAAUAUGGAAAAGAAACGCGAUGCGACCAAUAUAUCGUGUAUCAACACACGCACGAGGGCGUAGCAAUAAACGUACAGUAAUAACGCGUUUUUUCGCCUCCUCGUCUUGUUUCUUAAUUUUUCUUCGCUUCAUAAUAAUAUAUAUGUUCUUAGUAUUCAAUACGCUCUCGCACACAUCGACGAAAAUCAUAUUAUUUAUACAUGCAUAUAAUUACAAGUGUGUAUCGCGCGGAAAUCGUCGAUAAUCGAGCGUCAUAGUGCGUCGAAUCAAUUCGGUCACACUGCGCGCACGCAUCGAUGCGGAAAUGCGUUGUGGAUGAUCUCUCUCCCUCACAUUCUCUUUAUCACUUUCUCACUUUUGGGUGUAAACACGCGACCGUUUUAUGGUAGAAUUCAGUAUAGCAUAAUCGUCGUUAGAUUUAGAUAAUAUAAUUAAUAGUUGUAUAAUGAUAAUAAUAUUGUAACAAUGUGAGUGUAUAUAUAAUAAUUAUAGCUAUAGGUAAAGCGAGCGCUUAUCUACAUAUCUAUCGUUAAGUUAAUAAUUUGUUAUUCUUUACUUCCAUCGCCCUCAGCUGUUACAAUGUUCAACGUGUUACAAUGACCACCGCACGUUACAAUGAUCCGAGUAAAAAAUGUCGGUGAACAGAAUUUUACACCUCUCAUUUUUCACUCGAACUAUGUACGAAAAGUCCGUGCGAGUAUAUCCGAGCUACGAAUAUGAGCGCAAGAUAUCACAUAUAUUUUUACAAUAAAACGAUAUCGCGAACGAGGCAGCGCGCGUUACAAAGUUCAUCCCGCCUCUGUAUAUCCGACGAAUGUCUUCACUCGUGAAAAUACCGAUUUCAGGUAUUAUUUACACGUUAUUUACAACUGCCUACUGUGUACUUAUGUAUUUGCCACGCUGUCGAGCUUGGCGGGCCGUAUUUUGUAAAGUAUUGAACGACGCAAGCGCUUUCAUUACUUAAAAUAGACAAUAACUUGCCUUUUACAUGUUUAUUGGUUAGUUUUCAUUAGCUGUUGAUGGCCGUUAAAGUCUGAAAAAUGUUAAAAGUUUUAUUUGAUUCGUUAUUUUAAAAUUUCAAAAAAACUCCACAGCGUCUCGCUUUUAAAAGUAAGGAAAGUCGUACAUACGCCGUUAAGAUUUUUCAUUUAAAAUUCUUUUUUCGCUCCCCGUGAGCCCUUGUAAUUUUACCUUUCGCGCGACAACUUUCUUUUAAAGUGAAAAAUAAUGUGCGUUUUCUUUCCCACGUUCUUUACGAGUCUUUCGAACAGAAAGGGAUAUCUCAGAAACUAUUGUACGGCUUGGAAAUUUCUCCAGAGCUAUUUUGCUGGUUGUUUUGUUGGUUGUUAACGCGUUAAUUUUGUUGUAAUGUAUAAUGUCAUUUACCUGCCUAUAAUCAUCAGUUAUUUAUAUAAUCGCAAGCUUUUAUCGUCGUUAUACUUAUGAGUAAUAAAAUAAUAUUGAGUUGAA